GAAAUGUAUGCUCAAGGAAUUGUUGCCCUGUUUCCAUAUCUUCGGGAUCCUUAUACAAAGCAUGGAUAUGAACAUUAUUAUGACCCCAAAAGUGGACAAGGGUACUUGUCUUGGAAAAUUAAGAACAUUCAGAGGAACAGUGCACCAUCAGAGACCCGUAGAUGAUUCUCCCAGUCUUUCAGUGGUGGCCCAAAGGCGCAGAGAGACACUUCAUCCAGCUCAGGGGUUAUCAUGACAGAAGAACAGUGUAGGGAAGCUAUUUCUCUACUGAAGCAUACUUCAGAGGCAGACACAGUAAAGGCCAAAAUGAAGGAGACAUUUCAGUAUCGUCGUAAGAUGAUUCAUGAUCCAAGCAGAUGUGCUGAAGUGCUGACUGAAUUUCCCCGUUAUCUGGACAUUAAAGGCCUGGUUGAGCUGGAUUUCGUUUUGAUUUUUGGGGAAAAGACUUCAGCUAAGUUUUUGGAAAGGUGGCCAACUGUAUUCAUGCAGAAGGUCAUUCAACAAAGCAAAGGCCUUCACUUCUCUCAAGAACUUCAGGACCUGAUUGAUUCUGCAGAAUCGGCUGUGGGCAGUGAAACCGAUGUUGAAGGAUGGGGCAGAGAUCUUGCUUCAAUUAUUCUCUUACUUCAUUUAAUUCCACCGUCACCACAAGGCCGCAAGAGACCUGGAAAAAUGUCUGCAUCUCAAGCUGAGAAACACCUUGUCAUCUUCAAAAAAGUGGGGACGAACAUUCAGGAACACCUUGAUUCCAUUGAAGAGAGGACACAGCCAUACCUGCUAGCAGUUGGAACGAAGAAAAACAGCAUUCAUGGAUACUACAUAAUUCUUGACAAGAAAGCCAUACCAUGCAAGUCAGUGAGUGGUCUGGGUGCCUUUGACGAACUGUUCAAGGCACACUUUGUUUUUGGUGUGUCUUACAGUAAUGUGCUUAACAACAUGUACACCUUCAUACAAACAACCAUUUUUGAGAUUGACAUUGGCCAGGUGAAAGAGAGUCCAAGAGUUGCUGAGCUCAGAGCCAGAUUCAUGCGUUAA
Molecule: messenger RNA, 1035 nt
Organism: Paramisgurnus dabryanus
Lineage: Eukaryota; Metazoa; Chordata; Actinopteri; Cypriniformes; Cobitidae
Source: RefSeq, a predicted model, not a curated record